Lampris incognitus (smalleye Pacific opah) is the source of this 1482-nucleotide messenger RNA. RefSeq names its product cholesterol 7-desaturase nvd. Gene Ontology annotation, molecular function: chlorophyllide a oxygenase activity; 2 iron, 2 sulfur cluster binding. Gene Ontology annotation, cellular component: chloroplast. Gene Ontology annotation, biological process: chlorophyll biosynthetic process; cholesterol metabolic process. The record is from RefSeq and is a predicted model, not a curated record. NCBI's taxonomy places the organism in Eukaryota, Metazoa, Chordata, Actinopteri, Lampriformes, Lampridae.
AUGACAAAAGUGACACAGUCGGCGACAGUGCGACGCGGAGUGUCACCGGGGACGCACGGUGGCAGAGAGGAGGCGAGAGGAGGAGCGGGGCGGGAUGGAGAGUCACAGCAUUUCCCGGGGAAGGCGGCCGCCGUGAUCGGCAUGGGACUGGGCGCGGUGCUCCUCAUGGACGUGGGAGACCAGCUGGACUGGGUGGAUAACGGGAACUGGAUGUGGAGGAAAACGGGGCUGAUCGGUGCUCCGGCGCGGGCUGUGGUUUGCAUCGUGGCCGGGAUCUCGCUCCUCGCCAUGGGCUGGCUGUACCGACUGCUGUUCUGCCCCCUGGAGCUGCUGAGGGCGAAGGACGACGUGGGGUACAGCGAGGACGGCCGAUCUCGCGCCGAGGCGGCGAACGAGGUGCGCCGGAGGCGGAAGACCGGAGAGCUGCCCCCCGUGUACCCAAACGGCUGGUAUCGACUUUGCACUUCCCAUAUCUGCAGGAGAGGUGGGAAAACGGGGUCCUGUUCAUAGUGUCAUCCAUCUUCUUCAGGUGAGCAGGUGGCAGCGUUCAGGGGCCUGGAUGGGAAGGCCUACGUGGUAGAUGCCUACUGCCCCCAUCUUGGCGCCAACCUGGCUGUAGGAGGACGGGUUGUUGGAGGCUGCAUAGAGUGCCCGUUUCAUGGAUGGCAGUUUCGGGGUGAGGAUGGCAAGUGUGUGAAGAUCCCUUACGCAGAAAAAGUGCCAGAGUUCGCCAAGGUGCGCUGCUGGAAGAGCUGCGAGGUCAAUGGCCAGCUUCUGGUGUGGUUUCACUGUGACGGAGAGGAUCCUCGGUGGACCGUCCCGGAGCAGGGGGAGAUCAAACGGGGAGAGUGGGUCUACCGGGGGAGAACGGAGCAUUUUAUCAAUGCCCACAUAGAGGAGAUCCCGGAGAACGCGGCGGACAUUGCCCAUCUGGCUCACCUGCACACGCCGGGCAUCGUCAGCGGCGUUGAUCUGCGCUACACCAACAGCAAAACCUGGGAGUUCGUGCGGCACGACUGGAAGGUCCAGUGGGAACCGGAGUCGGAGCCCGACAGGCACUGCUCUCAGAUGCUGGUGAAGCACGCGCUGACGGUGUUCGGACGCCACUGGCCUCUCCUGGACGUUGACGUCAUGGCCAGACAGGUGGGCCCCGGUGUGGUGUUCCUGCUCUUUAACCACAGUUUCCUGGGCCGGGGUGUGAUCGUGCAGUGCGUGACCCCAGUGGAACCCCUGCUGCAGUGCGUGUCCCACGUCAUCUUCUACCAGGCCAAUAUUCCCCUGCUGGUGCCCAAAUUCAUCCUGAAAGCGGAGUGUAUUCAGUUCGAACGAGACGUAAUGAUCUGGAACAAUAAGAAGUACAUCUCCAAACCUCUUCUGGUGAAGGAGGAUUCAGCCAUCCAGAAGCACCGGCGCUGGUUCAGUCAGUUCUACAGCGAGAACAGCCCCAGACUGCACUACCAGCACGACACGCUGGACUUUUGA